Molecule: messenger RNA, 1021 nt
Organism: Diversispora eburnea
Lineage: Eukaryota; Fungi; Glomeromycota; Glomeromycetes; Diversisporales; Diversisporaceae
Source: the annotation of a GenBank genome assembly
AUGCGCAAAGAAAUUGAAGAAAUAGAUCUCAAUGAGCCAUCUCAUGAAAAAAAUGAACAAGUUUGUGUAAUUCAGCAUCCAGCUAUUUUGAUAAUAGGAGAAGCAGGUGCUGGUAAGAGUACAUUCGGAAAUUGGUUAUUAGGAUAUCAUGGUGACAAUGGUCCAUUUGAAAUUGGAGGCAGUAACGAUCAUGUUACCAAUAUCUGUAAAUCCCGCUUAAUUAAAAUUAUUAAAAUCAAGAAUCGCACUUAUAAUCUUAUUGAUACUCCAGGUUUGUUUGAUCCCAAUGAAGAUGUCAAAAGUGAUGAAUCUUUAAAUAAGAUUGCUGAUGCAAUUAAUCAUUGUUCUUAUGGAAUUCAGGCAAUUGUGCUUGUUAUUAAAAAAGAUCGCCCCUUUGAUUCACAAACAAUCAAAAAAAUCAAAAGCUUUCUUGGUGAACCAGCUCUAAACCAUAUGAUAGUUGCUUUAACUUAUUGUAAUUUAAAACAAACGGGGAAUAAAGAAAAGUUACUAGAAAGCUUAAGCCCAAAGUUAAAAUCUUUUCUUGAUUCUAUUGGAUAUCGAUAUAUUAUAUCUCCCAAUCCAGAUUUAUUCCCAAAAGGCCAUAAAAUUGUAAAUAACAAUAUGGAAAAUGCCAAGGAAUUUAUUAAUAAUUUUCCUGAAGCUUAUACAACAGAAACAUUUAAUAAAGUUCGGCAAGCGCGUGAGGAAUGUGAAAAAAUUGCUCUUCUUGAACAAGAAAAUAAAAUCAGCCAAGAGGAAAUUAAGAAAUUGAAAGAACAAAUUGAUGAAAUUGGGCGAAGAAUAGCUAAAGAAGAGGCAGCAAAGAAAUGUUUCAAGUUAGACACAAAGGUUAUUCUUGAAGGAGGUAACUUGGUACCAAUGUCUGGGAUAACAGUAAAUGAUAAAAUUUGCGUAGAUGUUAUCAAUGGGAAAUUAAAGUUCUCAGAAGUUUAUUUGAUUGCACAUUGUGAUUAUGAAGAUGAGACUGAAUUUUUAAAAGUGGAAUAUAUUUCACCUA